AUGGGGAAAUUUACGGUAAGCACAGUCCUUGACAUUGGGAAGGCGAUACUACAAAACAUAACGAAUUUACUUGCUUCAGAUAUAAUCCUGAGCCAAUAUAUCUAUGGUGUAUUCUCGCCUUGUUCGGAUCGAGGAGCACUCGCUCGUAGUCUCUACUGGACAACAGCACAUGCGUCUCUGCCUGGCGCCAUUGAUGGUGCAUUGGUCAGACUUCACACGAAAUCGCAUCUCUCCCUUGUCCCCAUGCGCACGGACCACCGUCAAGGCACCGCGCGCAUUCCACCAACUUUUCCAUCGCAAAGUCCCAUCAACACCAUCACCAAUUAUCUCCCGUUUUUCUUCUUCACCACCACUCAAACAGAAAACACCGCGCUCUCAGCCAUGGCUUCAAAAUCAGCACCUCUAAUAGCGCCUCUCCUGCGCCGAGCUCUCACCCCACGAAACAUUCCCCGCUCGUUCUCUCUCCGCAGCAGCUCGCUUCCCGCCUCAUCAUCACAGCUUCGUUUCGCCCACGCCAUCCCCCGUCCUCCUCGGAAGCUCCCGCAAAAAGAACCCGCCACUACAGAUUCCCCUUCAAGCGAAAGCGACCGGCCCGAGCUCAAAGGCCCGGCAUUCUACCAGCUCUCCUUCACUUGCGUGCCCUGCGGCCAUCGCUCGCAUCACAACGUCUCGAAGCAGGGCUACCAUCAUGGCUCUACGCUGAUUACGUGCCCGAGCUGUCGUAAUAGACAUGUUAUAAGCGACCACUUGAACAUCUUUGGCGAUCGGAAAAUCACCGUCGAGGACUUGAUGAGGGAAAAAGGCCAGCUGGUCAAGAGGGGUUCUUUGGGCGAGGACGGAGACAUUGAGUUCUGGCCUGAGGAAGUGGUGCCAGAGGACUUGGCAGAGGAUGCGAGCAAAAACACAAAGGGAUCGACAUAA
Messenger RNA from Trichoderma harzianum CBS 226.95, 921 nucleotides. RefSeq lists its product as hypothetical. Gene Ontology annotation, biological process: protein folding; protein stabilization; protein import into mitochondrial matrix. The record is from RefSeq and is a predicted model, not a curated record. The coding region runs from base 1 to 921 and encodes 306 amino acids. NCBI's taxonomy places the organism in Eukaryota, Fungi, Ascomycota, Sordariomycetes, Hypocreales, Hypocreaceae. Gene Ontology annotation, molecular function: zinc ion binding; protein-folding chaperone binding. Gene Ontology annotation, cellular component: mitochondrion. The transcript is spliced from 4 exons.